AUGGUUCCUCUUGGCGAACGGGCCAGAAGGCUCCUUGAUGGAUUUGCCACUAGAUCUGCAGAGGCUAUCUCAACUUUUGCGUAUUGCUUUUCUGCUGAGCAAGAGCCAUUGAUAUUUCAAGGGCGAUGUCGUGGAAAGAUUGCUCUAUCUCCAAAGGGCAUUACUUCAUUUGGCUGGGACUCCAUAUUCAUCCCAGAUGAAAGCGACGACAAAUCGUUCGCUGAGCUUACAAAGGAACAGAAAAAUAAGAUUUCGCAUCGCAGCAAGGCCCUUGAGCUUUUAAAACAGCACUUUAAGACUUGA
Mitosporidium daphniae is the source of this 303-nucleotide messenger RNA. RefSeq names its product inosine triphosphate pyrophosphatase. NCBI's taxonomy places the organism in Eukaryota, Fungi, Microsporidia. Gene Ontology annotation, cellular component: cytoplasm. Gene Ontology annotation, biological process: nucleoside triphosphate catabolic process. Gene Ontology annotation, molecular function: nucleoside triphosphate diphosphatase activity. Bases 1 to 303 code for a protein of 100 amino acids. The transcript is spliced from 3 exons. The record is from RefSeq and is a predicted model, not a curated record.